UGCAUUUGUAUUCUUUCCAAACUCAAAGACCAAAGAGUAAAAGACUAGUCAGGUUGGCAGCGGCCAGCCGGUGAGCAAAGAAAAUGAAGAUGGUUCACGUCCUCGUGGUCUCGUUCCCCGGCCAAGGGCAUGUCAAUCCCCUGCUAAGGUUAGCUAAGCUGCUGGCUUCAGAAGGUCUAUUGGUCACCUUUUCUACCACUGAAUCCAUAGGCCACAUGAUGAAAAAAGCCACCAACAUCCCAGGCACAUGUAGCGCAACACCCAUAGGCCAAGGGCAGCUCAGAUUCGAAUUCUUCUCUGACGGAUGGCCUGCUGACGACAACUCCAAACGCCAAGACAUAGAUGGCCUGCUGCAUCGACUUGAGACCGUCGGAAAAGAAUCCUUCACUUGUCUUGUAAAGAAACAAGCUGAAGAGGGUCGACCCGUUUCUUGUCUCGUAAAUAAUGCUUUUGUACCGUGGGCGUUGGACGUGGCCACCGAUUUCGGCAUCCCUUGUGCCGUUUUAUGGGUUCAAUCCUGUGCUGUCUUCUCUACUUAUUACUAUUAUUUCCAUCGUUUGGCUCGUUUCCCAUCCGUAGAUGAACCCCAUCUUUCUGUCCAUCUACCUGGGCUGCCAAUUUUAAAUUCCCAUGAGGUACCCAGUUUCUUGCAUCCCUCCACUAUCUACCACAUGCUUGGGAACUUGAUCCUGGGCCAGUUCCAGAACCUCUCGAAAUCAUUCUAUGUGUUGGUCGAUUCGUUCGAAGAGCUCGAACAUGAAGUUAUUGAAGCCAUGUCUCAUUUGUCUCUGCCGCCGUUAAGAACCAUUGGUCCAUUGUUUAGAUCUCUAAAAGGAAGCAGCAGUAACUCCUCCAACGGCGUUCGUGGCGACUUCUGGACUGCCGCAGAGGGCUGCAUACAGUGGCUCGACUCUCAACCGCUGUCCUCGGUCGUGUACAUCUCCUUCGGCAGCAUCGCCUUUCUACCUAAGGACCAGAUGGAGGAGAUGGCUUGGGGGCUCUUGAAAACCGGGUUGCCCUUCUUAUGGGUGGUGAAGCCACCAGCAAAAGAGAUAGCCACCGACACAGGACUACCAGCUGGGUUCAUGGAUAAAGCUCAAGGUAAAGGGAUGGUGGUAGAAUGGUGUCCACAAGAACAAGUGCUCGCACAUCCAUCGGUUGCUUGCUUUGUGACCCACUGCGGGUGGAAUUCGUCUAUGGAGUGCCUGACCUCCGGUGUGCCUGUGGUCGCCUUCCCCCAAUGGGGUGAUCAGGUGACCAACGCAAAGUUCUUGGUUGACAAGUAUGGAGUAGGAUCGCUCAUGGGACGGAGCGACAGAGACAGCCAAUUGAUUUCGAGGGAAACAGUGGAAAGAUGCAUUCUCGAAGUAGCGCGAGGGCCUAAGACAGAAGAGGCGAAGAAAAACGCCCUAAAAUGGAAGAAGGCAGCAGAGAAAGCGGUGGCCAACGGUGGAUCCUCCCACCGGAAUAUCCAAGCUUUUGUGGAUGAAGUUCGACGUUUGGCAUUGACUGCAACUUCCUUUGAAAUAAAUACUUAGCUUCAAUUCUUCAGAAAUCAGAAGCCAUUUGUUAGUAGUCAGACGGAAGCUACUUGUUUGUGCUUCGUAAAAUUAUAAUCCGACGGUCGUCACAGAAGCAGAUGUGGACUCGUAGUCCAGCUUGUGUUAGCAGUGAGCUUUCAUUCCUUGCAUGCCCUCUAUGUCCUGCUUUUACGUUCUUUAGAUUGGAAUCUUUUAUUCGUUGUUUGUAGAAGGGUUUCUUGCAGAUAAGGGCAACUUUUUGCCUGAA
Messenger RNA from Nelumbo nucifera (sacred lotus), 1788 nucleotides. RefSeq names its product gallate 1-beta-glucosyltransferase 84A24. Gene Ontology annotation, molecular function: quercetin 3-O-glucosyltransferase activity; quercetin 7-O-glucosyltransferase activity. The record is from RefSeq and is a predicted model, not a curated record. NCBI's taxonomy places the organism in Eukaryota, Viridiplantae, Streptophyta, Magnoliopsida, Proteales, Nelumbonaceae.